AUGGAGAGCGGUCUGAAAAAGCUAUGGACCCGACGGAAGAGUAAAGGGACCGAUGGGAGACAAGAUGGAAUCGGAAUUCUGAGGAAGAGCCAGAGCACUGAGCAGGCGCUCCGAUCGGUCGCUACAAGCUCCCCGUCAAACCACACCCGGAUUGCCUCGACAGACGCUCAAUACAAGUCGAGUGGCAGCAACAGAGUCCCGUCAGCACUGGCUGGAGCUGCCGCCCGACCCUCAACCUCUUGGUCACGACCUGGCACAGAUGGAAGCGGCAGUUUAAUGAAUGCGGUCAAUCUCGCGGCUGAUGCCGUUGCCAGAGCAGACCAAGAAUAUCACUACCCUGCAGACAGAUACCCGAAAGAACAGGUCCGACCCAAAACCCCUCGCUAUGUGGACAUUUUUUCCCUCUCGAGCUCCAACAGCCCAAACCCGAGACCUGGUUACAACGAGGACGUGGCUGAACGGAACCUGGAUUUGGCUCGAGUCGCUCUCGAAGGUACCCACCAGUAUGUGCCUUCCAAAUUCCAAGAAGAAGUCGCUGCCAGGAAUGCAUUUCCUAGUCUCCCUGGAAGCGGUAGUGUUGAUAGCUCUCCGUCGGUCCGUCAAAAUGGGUUUCAUGGCAGCCAAUCGACUGGUCCGACUAGAGGGAUAUCUAGCCCUGUGAGCAGCUACCCGCAGUCGCCUCAAAAGUUUGGGGAGCGCCCUUUUUCCAGGCGUACUCAAAAUGUGAAUAGUUCGAUUGGGUCACAUUCUCGACAACAGAGUAAUCGAUCUUGGGAUUCUCAGGGGCAGUUACACGAAUUGCCGGCUUCAAGACAUAGUAUCGAGGACCCACGUCAGACGCAAACACUUGCUAGCCCAACGACAACACUGGCGAGCAGUUCUCACGAACCUAUUAGCAGCCACCCAGGGGGAGGUCCGGCAGACUUCCAUCCUCCUGUGUUUCCGAAUGGCGCUCUCAGCAAUUAUCAACUCUCAGCCUCGGAAGUGACACAAGUAAAGCCCAAUGAAUCAUACCAAAUGCACCGGCCGGGAGUUGUGACAUCUCCCGACCACUCGACGGAUUCCCAAGCCUACACUCAUUCAGUGCGGUCGCCCUCAAACUUAAGCAACGCGUCUUCUGUGAAGCGAACAAUCACGCUGCCGAAUCGAACAAUCAUGGAUUUGACCGGUAACGAUUCAGAGGUUUUCUCUGAAGGGUAUCCUCCGUCAAACUACAGCUCUUCUCCUAUCCUGGAACAUGCCAAGGUCGAUACGGCGCGGAAAGUCCAAGGAGCAGCCAUAUCUGGGCCGACCACUGAAGAUGCGAAGACUGAUAUAAGUCCGGCCCAAAUAAAAACCCAUUCGCCCAUUGGGAUCGAACAAGCAGCCGCUGUUCCCACUCCACCAUCCCACCAACCACAGUUGGAGCCUCCUUCAGAACUGCCCAGGUCAGAAGAUCCUCCUCGUCCUCAUUUUGCCAUCAGUUUCUCACCCAUUACCACUAUCGCAUCCGCAUCGCCUCGAGCAAGUGUUGUUUUGGAAGCGCCGAUUACCUCUGACCAAACAGGGCAAACUCAGAUCAGCCCUGGAUUGGCCGAACUGCAAGACCAACAGAACGACACCAGGGAUGCGUUACGCGCCAAGCAGGUUGUGCAGCAAGAUGAACACAGUCUUAAUCAUCCUUCGGGAUUCAAUGUCAAUGAGGUUGAGGAACAAGCAUUGCAGUCCGGCAAAGAAAUCGGCGACGGAGCUAUCCCUGUAGGCCAGACUGGAAAGGCCGUCGAACCUGUAGUACAAGAAUCGCCGGCAACGGCACCGUUCGAACCUGACCAUGACCUCGAUACAUCACCGCCACGUCGUCCAUACAUUCACAUGGCUUCAGACGGUCUAAGUUCGACUGGGCUGGGUGAUCCGGUUCGUCCUUCCAGCGUGAGCACUAGGGAAUUUGCAAGCACUCCUGGCAGAUCAAUGCUGACAAGUGUUCCCGAAGAAGUAGAAGUCAAGAGCAAUGGUCACGCAAAGCCGCCAGGAGAGCUUGUGACGGAGACAAUGCCGAAAGGCAGUAGCCUGUAUAUUGACAGCGAAAUUCCCCAGGAGCGACUUCACAACGCUUUCGGGUACCAGUCGACGUUUGACGAGAGAGAAUAUGCGCAAAAGCAAGCCGAGGCUCGCGCAGCUCUCAUUCGACUUCAGCAUAGUUUGAAUGAGGCUUUUCUCACCCAGCCAACCCCUGCGCCGGACUCGGCAUCGACUAGAUCUAGCCCCUCCAAACAUGCCUAUUCCUUCAGCGAUGGGAAACCAGCUGCGCCGUCUUCCAUCUUCUCACAGGUCAGACACUCACUCACCCCGACAGAUGCGAUGGGCGAGGCUGACAGACGGCUUGAGGGUGGUAGAUUGGAGACCUCUUAUCAUCAUUUGACGACGGUGCCGCACGAGAAGGAGGGUGGAAAAGCUCGGAGAAAGAGAUCAACCCGUAGUGCCGCCAAAUCCGAGGCGCUUCACAGGAAAGGAAAGCAAAGAGUGGAAUCCGAACUCAACGGGCCUGGUCCGUCCAUCAUCAAUGAUUUAGAGAGUCCAAAGCGGCCUCUACACCUGCCACCUCCUCUCCACCUCAAUGGCCAUCCUAUCCAUCACCUUUUGCAACACCAGCCGCCUAGCCCAGGCGAGAUUUCUCUGUCAAAUUUCCCAAUACCCGUGUCCUCUCCUCGCCAGUCAGUCAUUCGACCACCAGUGACUGAGGACGCUGAGACGCAACAGGCGCCGACUCCGACCCAGCAGCACGCAUAUCCACACCAGGAUCCCACUAGUGCUGCUGAAAUGAAAGAACGGAUCUUGCGGCGCCAGGCCAGUCAACGAAGUCAGGCAAGCGGCAACUCGGCGUUUAGUAUUCCAUAUCAUAUGAUCCCCGAUCGGUCGAGUAGCAGACGAGACCGGUCGGUAAUGGAGACGGACGAAUGA
Messenger RNA from Fonsecaea multimorphosa CBS 102226, 2937 nucleotides. RefSeq lists its product as uncharacterized. The transcript has a single exon. The record is from RefSeq and is a predicted model, not a curated record. Lineage: Eukaryota; Fungi; Ascomycota; Eurotiomycetes; Chaetothyriales; Herpotrichiellaceae. Bases 1 to 2937 code for a protein of 978 amino acids.